Molecule: messenger RNA, 2868 nt
Organism: Hemiscyllium ocellatum (epaulette shark)
Lineage: Eukaryota; Metazoa; Chordata; Chondrichthyes; Orectolobiformes; Hemiscylliidae
Gene: tmem64
Product: transmembrane protein 64
Exons: 3
Coding region: 756-1796 (346 amino acids)
Source: RefSeq, a predicted model, not a curated record
GCGCGGACGGCGGUUGUGGCGGCGGGGAAUGGAGGCUGGCGCCAGCGCGAGGCGGCCCCACUGCAGCUCAGAAGGUGCACCGUGAGGCUCGCGGUUCCUGGAGCCCGGGUCCUCCCGGGAGGGAGGUCGUGGUGGUGGUGGUGGAGGAGGAGGAGCUGCUGCUGCUGCUACUACUAUUGCUGCACUGUGCGCCUGUCAGUGUUUCUCUCCCUCCUGAGGAACCAUGAGACAGGACGUGGCAGCAGAAAACCAUCUCCUACUCCCCAGCUACUGCAGCUGCUUCCGCUGCACAGACACCGGGAUCGUCUGAGGGAGGAAGGAAAUAGAAACAUCCUUUUAUUUUCCCUCUAUCGUUUUGUCUCACAACCGCUCGGCCUUACGGGAACAUCCUCAUCCCCCUUCUUUCUCUCCUCCCCCUUCUUUCUCUCCUCCCCCCUCCCCCCUUAAUGGGGUAACCGCUGCAGCAGCAGUCGGCCAACAUUUUUAACCCUCUGCCGCUCGCUUCUGUUCGCCCCCGGUCUGCGGUGCGACCUCCCUCCCCCUAAAUAUAUGAAACUAUCUAUCAGAAGGAACCCAAAUUUUACGAUUUGCGAGGUCCUUUUCUUUUCCCCUCUAUUGCACCAAUUCCUGAAGAGAGAGAAAAUGUUUGCAGUUUGUUUUAUUUUGGAUGAAUAGAUCGUUGGCGUGUUUUAUUUUAAUUUUUUUUGUGGUUGGCCGGUAGACUGGAUUUUCCUCUCACCCCCCGUGACCCGGACAUGUGGAACUCUGGCAGUGGCCCCCUGCAGAUACUGAGCAAAGUGUUGAAGAAGUUGAGCAAAGGUCAGCACUGGGCGCUGAGCCGGGGUUUGCAGAGACCCUGCCCCAACUCGCUGCUGCUGGCCCAGGGGGAGGCGGCUUCCUACGAGGAGAGGGUGCAGGUGAAGCCCGAGCUGAGCCUGCAAGAGCAGGGGCUGGAGAGCGAGCUGCCCAUCCUGGGGGACCCCAAGGGCACCUGCCUGAAUGGCUGCUGCCUGAAGAGCUUCCUGCUGGUCUGCCUGCUGACCCUGGUCUGCUUCUCCUCGCUGGCGCUGCUGCGGCGCUACCUGAAGGAACUGCUGCUGUGGGUGGAGGGCUUGGACAGCUUGGUCGGGGCAUUGCUCUUCGUCGUGGGCUUCAUCGCCGUCUCUUUCCCCUGCAGCUGGGGCUACAUCGUGCUGAACGUGGCCGCCGGCUACCUGUACGGCUUCGUGCUGGGCUUGGGACUGGUGGUGGUCGGGGUGCUGAUCGGGACUUUCAUCGCUCACCUGCUCUGCAAGCGGCUGCUGGCGGCGUGGGUCACCGCCAAAGUCCGGGCCAACGAGCAGCUCAGCGCCGUGGUCCGGGUGGUGGAAGGAGGCAGCGGAUUGAAGGUGGUGGCUUUGGCCAGACUCACCCCCAUUCCCUUCGGGCUGCAGAAUGCAGUGUUUUCGAUUACAGAUUUAUCUCUCCCAAAUUACCUUGUUGCAUCUUCAGUUGGAUUGCUCCCCACUCAACUUUUGAAUUCUUACCUGGGAACGACACUACGUACAAUGGAAGAUGUUAUUGCUGAGCAGAGUGUCAGUGGAUAUUUAAUAUUCAGUUUGCAGAUCUGUAUCAGCGUUGGAUUGAUGUUUUAUGUUGUGCAUAGGGCUCAUACUGAAUUGGAUGCUGCCAUUUUGGCUUGCCAGAUGGAGUUGAAGUCUUCACUUAUUAAAGGUGGCCAUCAAAAUGGACCUAACAUGACAUACUGCAAUAAGAGGACUUCAGCCAUGACAAGUGGGGGAAUAAAUGUUGUAUGAAUGGAAAUGAUUAUAUUCAGGGAACUAUAAGUCCAUCGAUCAGUGCUAACUUUAGGUCAGUAGAGGUUAAAGACUAAUUGUUGGGCAAUACUACAGUAUAGCUUUGCACAACUGCCUUAAUAGUGAACAUGUUAAUGGUACAGUAUGGCAUAUUGGUGGAGUUUUGUUGCUCAUUAUAAAGAUAGCAAGAUGGAAGGACAACUUUAAAAAAAACAUUAAUAAGGUAUUGCUAACUGAAUUGCACAAGCUAUAUGGUUGAACCAUGUCUAUCUGUUGUGGAAGAACACAUUCUAUAACAUUUGCUUUAAUCAAACAGUCAAUGUUUGAUUGUCCUCCCCUCCACUAUUUACCUUGUAAAUUGGUUACAAUCAAAAUUGUUCAGAGUUAUAUAUAUUUGGUGGCAACUGUAUUUUCAAAUCUAUUACAUGUGGCAUUAUGGUAUAUCAAGUAAGAUAAUAUAUUUGUUUAUGUGAAGGAACUGCUUGAUAUCAAAUGAGACAAAAAAGACCAAAGGGGCUCCCAGCUUUGGAGAAUGAAAUGCAAUGUCACAAUCAUGGCUUAGAACAAAGGAAUUUUACAUGUUAUCAAACAAUCCAAGUCCCUUUUCAAAUCUGGUUAAAGCCAUCUUUAAAACAUUAAAUGUUAGUAGUUUUGCUGAUCAUAAGCAUGAAGUUUAUAUUAGUGUUUUCAUUGUAACCUAAUUAAAAAAAGAGUAGCGCACAUAGCCCUGUGGCUGCCUGUAAUAUGCACUUUAUAUAUUUUGGUCCUAAUCAAAAUGAUACCAUUUGUAGAAUAAUGGAUGAUGACAGAGCAACUCAAAAAUAAAUGUUCAUUGUCUUAGUCUAUUGAGGCUGCUUGCUAUAAUUGAAAUUAGGUAAAAUCUCGGACAUUUCCUAAAUAAAUUAUUUUGCACAUUAGAAUUAGCAUAAAUACAUUUUAUCGUCUUAAUAGUGAUCAAUUUGGACCAGGUGACUUUGGAAACAUUCAAAAUGUGUGAAUUUGCUCCUUCUUGUGAAAGCAGCAUAAAUAUAUAAGUAUCACAGUGUGAUAUAUAUUAUCUUAGUCUAUUCCA